AUGGCAUUCGAAGUUGCCCAAGCUCUCAAGCGCUACGGCGCCGUGUGCCCGUUCCUCUCGCACGCGUCCGUGUCGUCGCUCCGCCAGUACUCGACCCAGUCCCUCCGCGGCACCUACACCAACAGGCUCACCGAGCUCGCGAGCACGCGCUGCCCGCUCAUGAGCCAUGCCCUCGCCGAGCGCGGAUUCGCCACCUCUGCCGUCGUCCCCGCCCACCAGCCGCCCGCGACGACCAACCAGGCCACCCCCAAGUCCCCCUCGACGCUCGCUCACUCGCCGUCGCCCGCCGCCCUCGCGCGCGGGUACGCCUCGAUUGCCGAGGUGCAGGAGAAUGCAGUCCGCAGGGCGACCGAGACGAGCCAGGCGCCGCAGCCGGCGUUCGUCAACCCCGCCUCGAUCUCGCGCGACGCUCACUCGCCCAACGAGGUCCACUCCGAAGGUCGCCCGACGUGCGCGCUUGGGUUCGCCAAGCACCGCAUCACGUCGUUUAGACCUGGCUUCGACUACGAGGCGUUCUAUAGCGGCGAGCUGGCGAAGAAGCACCAGGACAAGUCCUACAGGUACUUCAAUAACGUCAACAGGCUCGCCGCCAAGUAUCCGGUCGCUCACACGGCCAACAAGGCCGAUGAAGUGACCGUCCACUGCUCGAACGACUAUUUGGGCAUGGGCCGCCACCCCGUCACGCUCAAGGCGAUCCACGAGACGCUCGACACGUACGGCGCCGGCGCGGGCGGGACGCGCAACAUUGCCGGCAACGGCGCGAUGCACCUCGCGCUCGAGGCGGAGCUGGCCUCGCUGCACCAGAAGCCGGCUGCGCUCGUGUUCAGCUCGUGCUACGUCGCCAACGUCGAGACGCUCUCGACGCUCGGGUCCAAGCUGCCCGGCUGCGUCAUCCUCUCGGACGAGAUGAACCACGCGUCGAUGAUCCAGGGGAUCCGCCACUCGCGCGCGCAAAAGAUGAUCUUCAAGCACAACGACCUCGUCGACCUCGAGAACAGACUCAAGGCGCUCCCGCUCGAGACGCCCAAGAUCAUCGCGUUCGAGAGCGUCUACUCGAUGUCGGGCACGGUCGGCCCGAUCAAGGAGAUUUGCGACCUCGCCGAAAAGUACGGAGCUAUCACGUUCCUCGACGAGGUGCAUGCCGUCGGGAUGUACGGGCCGACCGGCGCAGGCGUUGCCGAGCACCUCGACUUUUACGCCAACGCCCGCGGCGGCGAGCAGGGCUCGGUCAUGGACCGCGUCGACAUCAUCACCGGCACGCUCGGUAAGGCCUACGGCGUCGUCGGCGGGUACAUUGCCGGCAGCGCGCAGUUUGUCGACAUGGUGCGCUCGUACGCGCCCGGGUUCAUCUUCACGACGUCGAUCCCGCCUUCGACGGCUGCCGGUGCUCGCGCCGCGAUCGCGUACCAGAAGGAGCAUCUCGGCGACCGCCAGCUGCAGCAGCGCAACGUCGCUCGCGUCAAGCGCGACUUGACUGCGAUCGGGAUCCCGGUCAUCCCGAACCCGUCGCACAUCGUGCCGCUCCUCGUCGGCGACGCGGACCUCGCCAAGCAGGCGUCCGACUUGCUCCUGACCAAGCACAAGCUGUACAUCCAGUCGAUCAAUUUCCCGACCGUCUCGCGCGGCGAGGAACGCCUCCGCAUCACGCCGUCGCCGCUGCACACGGACGCGCAGCUCAAGGAGCUCGUCGCCGCGCUCGACAGCGUGUGGAACGAGCUUGGUCUCAAGCGUACGAGCGAGUGGGAGGCCCAGGGCGGGAGGUGCGGCGUUGGAGCCAAGGAGCCCAAGGAGGUCGUCAACCUCUGGACCGAGGACCUCCUCGCGCUCAAGGACGUCGAUGACGCCCGCGACAAGGCCGUCGCCAUGCAGCACGCCGCUCCGUUCGCCCAGGCCGACGACGCUGUCAAGUCCAAGGUCGCCGCCUCUGCCUCUGCCUGA
Rhodotorula toruloides NP11 is the source of this 1938-nucleotide messenger RNA. Its product is annotated as 5-aminolevulinate synthase. Gene Ontology annotation, cellular component: mitochondrion. The record is from RefSeq and is a predicted model, not a curated record. NCBI's taxonomy places the organism in Eukaryota, Fungi, Basidiomycota, Microbotryomycetes, Sporidiobolales, Sporidiobolaceae. The transcript is spliced from 2 exons. Gene Ontology annotation, biological process: heme biosynthetic process. Bases 1 to 1938 code for a protein of 645 amino acids. Gene Ontology annotation, molecular function: 5-aminolevulinate synthase activity; pyridoxal phosphate binding.